This is a messenger RNA of Folsomia candida, 1629 nucleotides long. RefSeq names its product zinc finger protein 629. Gene Ontology annotation, molecular function: DNA-binding transcription factor activity, RNA polymerase II-specific; sequence-specific DNA binding. The coding region runs from base 204 to 1079 and encodes 291 amino acids. Lineage: Eukaryota; Metazoa; Arthropoda; Collembola; Entomobryomorpha; Isotomidae. Gene Ontology annotation, biological process: regulation of transcription by RNA polymerase II. The transcript has 3 exons. The record is from RefSeq and is a predicted model, not a curated record. Gene Ontology annotation, cellular component: nucleus.
CCUGCCACGACUGAAGUGACCAAAAUAAAACCACUAAUGUGAAAUCCAUUUUACUACACUUAUUUAAAAAAGAAAAAAUAAUAAUACCUACGUAAUUAACACUUUGUUAAUAACUCGGAAAUAUAUUUGCAGAUUAAGAUCUUCCCGUUUGAACUCAAAGUUUUGGACCAGGAAAUAUCUACAUACUCACAAUCAGAAUCAAGAUGGAUUUUAAGCCCGAGAUGAAUCGAGAACGCCCCAAAUGCUCAAAAACGGUCGAACCCGGUGCUCAGCGUCCCGUCACGCAUGACCCCGACACGAACGUGCCAUGUGAGAUUUGCAGCAAAAGCCCGUCUACCUCAUGCGAUCACGUGAAGACAUUCCACACCAACGGGGAACAACAAAGUAGCGACGUUUCCCACCAGAUGUGUUCCUCCACCACAAAUUUACCGAAGGAUACUAAAGCCGUCCACAGCACGGGGGAACGACCCCCGACCCCGGAACGACCCCCGACCCCGGAACGACCUCGUUUCCCAUGUACGUCCCCCGGUUGUAAAAAAUCCUACCUGAGCAAACACGAAGUUACAAGACACAAAAAAAUUCAUCAUUCGGAUAAUCCGGUCAGAUUUCCGUGCACCGAUUGCAGAAAAGAAUUCAAAACGAUAUCAGAUCUUACGAAACACAGUUCCACCCAUACGAACGAGAAGCCCUUUAAGUGUACCACUUGUGGAAGGAGUUUCUCCCAGAUGGGAAACAUGCAACGUCACGAGACGACACACUUGGAAAAAUCGAGCCGGGAAAGUUUCGACUGCAACCUUUGUCCUUCUACUUUCACCCGGAAACAUAACUUACAACGCCACAUCCGCAUUACGCAUGGAAAGCAGAGGAAGUAUCCGUGCUCAUAUUGCGGAAAAAAGUGGGCGAACUCUCAAGGUUUGCAGCGACACGUAGAAGCGAUGCACCCCAAAGGCAACGAGCUUCAGGCCUGCGAAAAAUGCGAGUACAAAACCCACGCGAAGUAUAAUUUAGAGCAACAUGUGAGAGCUAAACAUACUGCGAAUUCUUCUGCGGCAGGAAGUUUGGCGAAUUUUACCGUUUAAUCCGUCACUUAGGGAAAAUGCAUACCAUGGAACAGUAACAUUUAAAUUUUAGUUGGUCACAUGUUGCUAUCUUUUAAUUUAUGAUUAAGAUAUUUUCAAGCGAAAUUUGUUUUCUGUGAAAGAUGCAUUUUUUUAUAUUAGUUCAAAACUCUGAUUUUUAUAAUCCCCUAGAUAGCACAAUGUUAUUUGUUGAAGGCAAAACAAUUGAUGUAUUUAGCUCGCGACAUAUUACCAGAUAUUUAUGUAUUUGCAACCUUUCACAAUAUUUUUAUCAUUGAUGAGUGGAUGGAAAGAUGUCAUAAACUACUUGGAUAUAUAUAUUUCUUACAUACUGUUUUAAAUUUUUUCAUUUGAUGACGACCUACUCUAUCAAAAUAUGUGCGCAUGUUUUCUAACUCUUAUACAUAGGUCACAAAUAUUUCAAUACAAUUUUACCUAUUGUUACAUAUUUCUAGAUUUUUAUACAUUUAUUAAUAGUUAUUAAUGUUUACGCUACGUAUCUAUUACUUGAAAAGCGAAUAAAUCUUUUGAAUAUUUCUUCAGAAUCAAA